AUGGGCUUCUGGAAGGCGAAGGUCGUGCCGAGGGUGAAGAAGCUGUUCGAGAAGGACAGCGCCAAGAAGGCGGCCGCCGCUGAGGCUUCCAAGAGCUUCGACGACUCCAAGGUGCCUUACCUCUCUCCUUUCUGCAUGCCCUUUCUCUCUCUACCUCCCGGUGUUGCACUGAGGACCUGAGUAAAUCUCUGGGCGUCUCUGCAGGAGGAGAUCGACAAGGAGUUCGAGGAGAAGAAGGAAGGACUCCAACCCAAGGUCCUGGAGAUCUAUGAAGCUUCCUCGGCUGAAGUGAAGGUCCGUCUCCUCACUCACUCACUCACUCACUCUCUCUCUCUCUCUAAGCCGAUCUCGGUGCCCUUUCGAACCCUUCACGGAUAUGAUCUGAGAAAGAGAACCCUCGUCAUUAUCUUCAUAAUCUCUCCCCUCCGUCGUCUCAAGCGUUGUUCUUGGGAUCACUUCAGACCGCGGUGAAGGAACGCACCGUCGCAGCAGUCAAGAAGCAAGGGACAGCGGUGAGCGCGUUCCUGGAAGAGCUUGUCAAAAUAGGUACGUUGUACGUUAUUUAACGAAGAAUGAAGCCUCACUUCUCGGCCGUCGGAAGGAGAUUAAGUCUCCAGCGGCUUGCUGCAGAGUUCCCGGGGGCCAAGGCGGUCAGCGAGGCCUCAGCCAAGUUCGGCCCGGCGCUCGUUCCGGGCCCGGUUUUCUUCCUGUUUGAGAAGGUCGCCGUCUUCCUCCCCGCGGAGGAGCCGAAGGCCCCCGCCGCCGAGGAAGCGCCGCCUGCUCCGGCUGCACCGGCGGAGGAGAGCAGCACCAAGGAGAAGGAAGCGGCGGUGGAAGAAGUGAAGGAGGAGGAGGAGAAGGCUCCUGCUCCUGAGGCGGCGGCGCCGCCUCCUGCAGCCCCGGCGACAGUCCCGGAACCGGCGAAGGAGGCGGAACCAGCAGAUCCCCCGCCGAAGGCUUGA
Spirodela intermedia is the source of this 962-nucleotide messenger RNA. NCBI's taxonomy places the organism in Eukaryota, Viridiplantae, Streptophyta, Magnoliopsida, Alismatales, Araceae. The record is from the annotation of a GenBank genome assembly.